Molecule: messenger RNA, 1815 nt
Organism: Thyridium curvatum
Lineage: Eukaryota; Fungi; Ascomycota; Sordariomycetes; Thyridiales; Thyridiaceae
Exons: 3
Coding region: 1-1815 (604 amino acids)
Biological process (GO): DNA-templated transcription
Molecular function (GO): DNA binding; zinc ion binding
Source: RefSeq, a predicted model, not a curated record
AUGCCUCCGCGACGCGCAUGCGACCUAUGCUACAAGCGCAAGGAGCUGUCCCACCGCGUGGAAGAGCUCGAGGAUGCCCUCAAGUCCGCGCGGAGGGCGUCCGCCGGCGUCACGCCUCGCUCCGAUAUAGUAUCGCCGCGGCCGUCGACCAACAACAGCCCGUACGAUGUCAUGUCUCUGACCGCCAUCACGGGCGACCAGCCGUCCAACACCAUCUGGACCCUGCCUACCGACUCCAUACAGUCCCAGUCGCACUCGCCGCAGGCAUGCCCAUGCGACUCGACGCACAAGCUGUCGAGGUGCCAGCUCGGCAACAACUGGUAUUUCAAGGGCGUAGGCAUCCUUUCGUCACGGGGGCAGGAGUGGAUCUCGUACGGCGCCGGGCAGGACAUCUUCCUCGAGAAGUUUGAGAUCUUCGACAACCCCGUCAGCACCAAGCCGGAGCUCGUCCCCAUCCUCCCCGCGGGCUCGAGGAUAUUACCCCCCGAGUUCGCAUGCAGACACCUGGUAGGUGUCUUCUUGAGGUCGAAAACCUCAUUGGUCUUUCCCAUCCUCGACAAGGAUCUCAUCGAGGGAACGAUUGCAAGGGCGUACGACACGAGGCAGAACGACCCGAGGAGUCGGACAUCAGCGGAAGCUUGCCUCUGGGCUAUGUUUGCUCUGAUCAACCGCCUAGGCGAGGCCGCACCGCAGACGAACUUUAUCCCCGAGGCGAAGGCGUGCGCGCUGGAAUCUAAGCGGCUGCUGUUUGUCCUGAACGGCGCAGUGAACUUGGAUUGCCUCCAAGCCAACCUGUUAUUGUGGGCAUAUCACAAGAUGCAAGGACGAUGCCGAGAAGCGUCGGUGGUCUUCACAAGCGCAUGCCGUACCGUCUGCUCCCUCGGCGGCCAUGUCCUGCUAGACAGGCUACCCUUCGCCCCUCAGCACAUCCCGACGUUUGACCAGAUGACGACUUUCCACAUCCGGAGGUUAUUCUGGAUUUGUUACUGCUUCGACAAGGACUCCUCGAUCCGCACGGGAAUCCCGCCCAUCCUCACAGAAGACUACUGCGAAGUCAGCGACCCGGGGGAGUGGAUCAACCAGCCGCCGUCGUGGUACAACCAGUCGCGAGACCUGGAACUGGCAAAGUUCAAGGAGAAAGCGAGCCGCCUGCUGUGCUCGCCGCGGGCGUUCAGGUACACAGAGGGCGAGCUCCUCUCCACGGUCCGCCAGCUCGACGACGAGCUCGAGGAGUGGCGCCUGUCGAUCGAGCCGCGCUACCGGCCCAAGCUGUCCGUCCCGGAGAGCCCGUCGGGCCCGUGGUCGUCGGACAUGAGCCUCGAGGACCGCACGCGCUCCAUCAACCUGCAGCUCGACUACCUCUUCACCAUGAUCUACAUCCACAUCACCGUGCGCAAGUGCGGCGACUUCAAGCAGAACCUGCCCGACGCGCUGCACACGGCCGUGCACUCGAGCGCCGACCUGUCGCUCGAGGCCAGCCGCUCCAUCUUCCGCUUCCUGCACGCCGUCGUCGACUUCUGGAAGGACGAGUCGGUCUGGGUCGUGUCGCACUACGCGCCCGUCGCCACCAUGCCGCUGUUCGUCAACGUGCUCAUCCACCCCGUCGGCAACCCGGCCGACGACGACCUGCAGAUCCUGGCCUCCAUCAGCAGCAUCACGCGCCGGAUCCCGACCAAGGGCUUGUCCAAGGCCGAGAUCGAGCAGAUCCAGGAGGUGGGCGAGUUUGUCAUGGAGCUGAUUCGGCUGUGCCACAGCGCGGCAUGGAAGGUGAAGAAGGGGGACAGGGAGAAGGAUCUUGAUAUUAUUCAUGAGUGA